ACAAUCUCUCUCGCUCGGUCACUAGUAUCAUUUUUCAUAUACAGCAAGAUGUGCCAGUUCACAUCCUCCGGCAAAGGUGACUCCGACGUCCCUUAUCUUCUCUUGAUCGACGACUCGAAAGGGUCGUCGAAUAUUUACGAACCAUUCAUCCCUAGCAGCCCGAAGUGUUACUCGAUGAUCCAGACCGAGAAGGUAGAUAGGGCCAUUUUUGUUCCUUUUGCAAUCAAGGAAGCCAUUGCCAUAGCCAAUAUUGCUGUACCUAUGGUACUAACCGGGCUCAUGUUAUAUUCCCGGUCGUUGAUUUCCAUGCUUUUUCUCGGCCGCCUCGGUGACUUAGCCUUGGCGGGCGGUUCGCUAGCCAUUGGCUUUGCUAAUAUCACUGGCUACUCCAUUCUCUCUGGUCUUGCCAUGGGAAUGGAAUCGAUUUGCGGCCAAGCGUUCGGCGCAAAACGAUACACCGUUCUCGGCAUCACGUUGCAGAGAACGGUGCUUUUGCUUCUCGUUUCUUCAUUACCGAUUUCUCUCCUGUGGAUAAACAUGAGGAAAAUAUUGAUACUAUGUGGCCAGGAUGAAACUAUAGCCACUGAAGCACAAUGGUAUCUUGUUUAUUCUCUCCCUGAUCUUUUAGCCCAAUCAGUUUUGCAUCCAUUGAGAAUCUAUCUUCGAACACAGUCCAUUACUCUCCCGUUAACAUGUUGUGCCAUGUUAUCGAUUCUUCUCCACAUACCCAUCAAUUAUCUUCUAGUAUCGUAUCUUAAACUAGGCAUCAAGGGUGUUGCUCUUAGCGGUGUGUGGACAAAUUUCAUUCUUGUGGCCUCAUUGAUCAUCUACAUCCUAUACUUUGGUGUCCACAAAAAGACAUGGGGAGGGUUCUCGGUCGUCAAGUGUUUUAAAGAAUGGAAAUCGCUGUUGAAUUUGGCCAUCCCGAGCUGCAUUUCGGUCUGCCUCGAAUGGUGGUGGUAUGAGAUCAUGAUUCUCCUAUGCGGCUUGUUGUUGAACCCGAAGGCGAGCGUCGCUUCGAUGGGGAUUUUGAUCCAAACGACGGCGUUGAUCUACAUAUUUCCGUCGUCUCUAAGCUUCGGUGUGUCUACGAGAGUCGGGAACGAGCUUGGUGCAAACCAGCCUAAAAAGGCCAAGCUCGCUGCCUUCGUAGGCCUUUUUUGUGGCUUCAUGCUGGGCUUAUCAGCACUCGUGUUUGCUACAAUGGUGAGGAACAUAUGGGCUAGCAUGUUCACGGGCGACAAAGAGAUCAUUGCAUUAACAUCCCUCGUUUUGCCGAUCAUCGGGUUAUGCGAGCUCGGAAACUGCCCGCAAACGACCGGGUGCGGGGUUCUACGAGGCACGGCAAGGCCGAAGGACGGCGCCAACAUAAACCUCGGUUGCUUUUACCUCGUCGGUAUGCCGGUGGCAGUAUGGCUUGCUUUCUUUGCUGGAUAUGAUUUCAAGGGACUGUGGCUCGGAAUGUUGGCAGCUCAAGUGUCGUGUAUGGUGACCAUGCUACUGGUUCUGAUCAGAACAGAUUGGGAUUUCGAGGCCGAAAGAGCUAAGAAGCUGACCGGAGCUCAACUGGUCGUCGAUGACAGCAAAGAGAAACCAAACCAAGCAGAAAUCAAGGAGGAUUCGUUUUCUUUAUUAGGUGAUUUGGAUCAUUAUUGCCUCGUUUAA
This is a messenger RNA of Hibiscus syriacus, 1665 nucleotides long. Its product is annotated as protein DETOXIFICATION 49-like. The coding region runs from base 49 to 1665 and encodes 538 amino acids. Gene Ontology annotation, cellular component: membrane. Gene Ontology annotation, molecular function: antiporter activity; xenobiotic transmembrane transporter activity. Gene Ontology annotation, biological process: xenobiotic detoxification by transmembrane export across the plasma membrane. The transcript has a single exon. The record is from RefSeq and is a predicted model, not a curated record. Lineage: Eukaryota; Viridiplantae; Streptophyta; Magnoliopsida; Malvales; Malvaceae.